AUGAGUUACAAUCAUCUUUUCAAGAUUGUUGUUGUUGGCGAUCAUAAUUGCGGAAAGUCAUGUAUCCUACUUCGAUUUGCGGAAAAUAAUUUUCGAAAUGACCAUAUCACAACAUUAGGUGUGGAUUUCAAAUUGAAAACUAUCAAAUUAGGCAGGGACAAGAUCAGAUUAGAACUGUGGGAUACUGCUGGAAUGGAACGCUACCGAACAAUUUACAAUUCUUACUAUCACUCUGCCCAUGGAGUAAUGUGUGUGUAUGAUAUGACAAAUGAGAAGUCAUUCGAGAAUUUGGAAAAAUACUGGCUCAACGAAAUCAGGCAGCACGCUCCACCGAAUGCUGUAUUGAUGUUGGUUGGGAAUAAAGCAGAUCUCGACAAAGAGAGAAAGGUGGAUUUUGAUCGUGCUGAACGACUAGCUUCCCGACUCGGUGUAUCAUUGUACGAAGUAUCAGCAAAGACCGGUAUCAAUUGCGACGAAGCUUUUCACACCUUAACGGCCGCGAUGAAGGAACGGGUUAAUGCUGGAAGUAUGCAUUCGGAUGACUCUGAUGAUAAUGAAGAAUUUUCGUCAGCAUUUCAUGUCGAUGGGGUUGUACGAAAUGAAAAAGGAAAAAUUGUGUCGUGUUGCUCGGGAGGACCAGAACCCGCAUUUGUUUAA
Caenorhabditis bovis is the source of this 657-nucleotide messenger RNA. The record is from the annotation of a GenBank genome assembly. NCBI's taxonomy places the organism in Eukaryota, Metazoa, Nematoda, Chromadorea, Rhabditida, Rhabditidae.